Messenger RNA from Xenopus tropicalis (tropical clawed frog), 3108 nucleotides. It is a transcript of the gene pcsk4, whose product is annotated as proprotein convertase subtilisin/kexin type 4. The coding region runs from base 239 to 2047 and encodes 602 amino acids. Gene Ontology annotation, molecular function: serine-type endopeptidase activity; serine-type peptidase activity. NCBI's taxonomy places the organism in Eukaryota, Metazoa, Chordata, Amphibia, Anura, Pipidae. The record is from RefSeq and is a predicted model, not a curated record. Gene Ontology annotation, cellular component: endomembrane system. Gene Ontology annotation, biological process: proteolysis. The transcript is spliced from 15 exons.
UCCUCUUCGAGCAGGUGAAGGCGGUUCAGGGAACAAGUGCUGUGAGAGUGUUAGCGUUUAGCUGUAUCUCUGUGAAUUUAGGUACCAUUGCAGGUAAUACCCUCCUUUAUCCAGCACCACUUUUCCUGGUGUGUUUUAUCUCUUUGCAAGUACAAGACUGCUCGUUUAUAUACUCCGUUCGAUCAGCAGGUUUAAAUUGGUCAGUUUGUAAGACUGCAUUGAGACAAGUACAGCUUCCAUGGUAUUUUGUGUAGUGCCAACAAGAGGCAUGAUCACAUGGCCCAUGGUGUUUGUUAUCUUUGGACUCCACUGGGCCUUGGCGAUAAAGAUUUACACAAAUAGCUGGGCAGUACAAGUGCCCACUGGUCCUAAAGAGGUGGAGAGAAUUGCCAAGAAACUGGGAUUCAUCAGCCUGGGACAGGUACUGCAUGGUGGUGACUUAUAUCAUUUGCAGCACCGCAGUGUGCAGAAGAGAUCCCUUGGCCAGCACAGGGGUAAAAAUAUUCGACUAAAAAAGGAACCAAUGGUACAUUGGUUUGAACAGCAGACUAUAAAUCAAAGGUAUAAAAGACAAUUCAAAGCAGUGCCCACUGACCCUUGCUUUUGGAAGCAGUGGUACCUGAAUAAUGAUGUAAAACCAAACCUUGGUGUUCUGACAGCUUGGAGUCAAGGAUACACUGGAGCAGGAGUUGUGGUGACUGUAUUAGAUGAUGGAAUUGAGAAAGAUCACCCUGAUUUGUCAGCAAAUUAUGAUCCAAUGGCAAGCUAUGAUUUUAACAGUAAUGAUCCGGACCCACAGCCUCGUUAUAACCCAUCUGAUGAGAACCGCCAUGGAACUCGCUGUGCUGGAGAGGUGGCCGCAGCAGCUUAUAACAACAUCUGUGGUGCAGGAAUUGCAUUCAAUUCUAAGAUAGGAGGAAUAAGGAUGUUGGAUGGAUUGAUUACUGAUGUUAUUGAAGCUCAGUCUUUGAGCCUGAAUCCACAACAUAUUCACAUUUAUAGUGCUAGCUGGGGGCCAGAGGAUGAUGGAAAAAGAGUGGAUGGUCCUGGCCCACUAGCAGAGGAAGCUUUUUUCUGGGGAGCUGUUAAUGGACGUGGUGGCCUUGGCUCAAUAUUCGUUUGGGCCUCAGGAAAUGGAGGCUUGCAGUAUGAUAACUGCAAUUGUGAUGGCUACACCAACAGUAUCUACACUCUUUCAGUGGGCAGCACCACAGAGCAUGGGAACGUGCCAUGGUAUAGUGAGGCCUGUGCAUCUACGCUUACAACCACCUUCAGCAGUGGCAUCAGUACAGAAAGGAAAAUACUGACUACAGAUAUACGUUUGCGAUGCACAGACCAACACUCUGGCACCUCUGCGUCUGCUCCACUUGCUGCAGGAAUAAUUGCUCUUGCUUUGGAAGCAAACCCAGCUCUUACAUGGCGAGACUUACAACAUAUUGUGGUUAGAGCAUCUAACCCCAGCAACCUUAGUGCUGAGGACUGGGCAGUGAAUGGUGUAGGACGGAAAGUAAGUCAUUAUUAUGGCUAUGGGCUUUUGGAUGCUGGGCGAAUAGUGGAUUUGGCUCAGAAAUGGCAGACUGCAGGUGUUCAGAGGAUAUGUGUAGUCAAAGUUCUAACCACACCCCAGGUUCUGACAUCUAACCAUAUUGUAAGACAACAUGUUGAUGGCUGCACUGGGACUUCCAGCUAUAUUCAAUCACUUGAGCAUGUACAAGCCAAGAUCUCCCUUUCCUAUAGUCGAAGGGGUGACCUGGAGAUUUCACUUAUCAGUCCUAUGGGUACUCGUUCUGUGCUGGUGGCUUUGAGGCCAUAUGACACUAGCACCAAGGGGUACAAAAACUGGACCUUUAUGAGCACACAUACUUGGGAUGAGAAACCCCAGGGUACCUGGACUCUAAAGCUUGUAAACAAAGGAGACUUUACCAACACUGAUGUUUCACAAGUCAAGAUCCCCACCAGCACAGAGGCUAAGACGAGGCUAAGAGAGUUGGAGCAUCUCAGAGGGUCCCUUAAAAUUUUGGGGGUAUUCAGAUUGGUCCUUUGUUGAAAUCGGGAGAAGAAGAAGCAAUAACACCAAAACUACCAGUGAAGGUGGGAAGCAUGAUAGGCGAAAGAACUUAGUCCUCCCAUAUGUAGCUGGGGUGUCCAAAAAAUGUAGGAGUUUAAAAACACACCACAACCCUAUCUGCUUUAAACCCAGCAACUCAUGGAGACAGCAAAUGGUUCACCCAAAAGACCCAAUCCCAAAGCAUAAGAAGAGUAACCGUGUAUGUGGUGCAGUGAGUAGUGCUCUGAUUUGUAUGUGGGAGAAACCAAACAACAGUUAUACCACCAUAUGGCACAGCACAGAAGAGCUAGCUCCAGUGGUCAGGACUCAGCUGUGUACCUACAUCUAAAGGAAAAGGGGCACACAUUUAAAGACCUGGUUUAAAAGAGGUGUUAACAAAUCCAUAUAUGAUACAAUGGAAAAACCAAGCUUAAAAAGGGGAGGGGGGUGUGCGAAUUCUGCCACAUACAAUACUGUUUUGGCACCUCUCUCUGGACAGUUUAAUAACCCCUCACAGCUCCAAUCAUGCUAAUACAAUCAACACCUUACCUUCAUAAGAUCCCUGACCCUAUGCUGGUUAUAAUAAACAGAUUUUUCUGAUUGGAGCAACAUUCCAGGGUAUUUAUUUCAGAAAGCUCCUUGUACAAGUCAUUCUGAAUUGAGAAAGCAGUCAGAUGGCUAGAAAAAUGUCUUUCAGUAAAACACAGCAAGUCCACUUGAUUUAAGUUAUUACUACAGAAUAGGAACUUCACAGACAUAUUGACUGCUAGUGUUGUGUUUUUACUGAGAACAUGCACAGGUAACAUUAUAGUUGAUGUUUCUUAAAGUAGAUUAAAACUGUUCCUGAAUAAUUAUCAGACAAUUAUAUUGCCACUGGGAAAUGUUCUGAAUAUACUCAGUCAAGCAGAUCAGUGCUUUUAGUUUUUAAAAAAUACACUCCUUACACUGCUUACUUUUCCUUCAUAAUAGCCUUCUGACAUAUGAGGUGUUCCCUCUACUCCCAUGGGCAGCACUGGGUGGGAAAGUAAUAGAAGUUCACAUAUUGGUUUUAAAGUUACAUG